AUGUCAUUCACCUCCAGAUCCUACACCUCUGCCAGGGCCCUCAGCAUGUAUGGGGGUGCCGGUGGCCGCGGUUCCCGCAUCUCCACCUCCCAGGCUGGGGGACUCUACGGCACCGCUUCCUCCAGGGGUGGCUUAGACCUGGCUGAUGGCCUGGACCUCCACGUGUCAGCCAACGAGAAGGCCACCAUGCAGAACCUGAACGACCGCUUGGCCUCCUACCUGGAGAAGGUGAGGCUUCUGGAGAAGGAGAACGCCGAGCUGGAGAAGAAAAUCAAGGACUGGUAUGCAUCACGCCCGGUUAUCUGCCACGACCACAGCGCCUACUUCGCCACCAUUGCUGGCCUGAAAGACAAGGUAAGACGGAGAGGGAGAGGGAGAGGGAGAGGGAGAGGGGAAGGGAGAGGGAGAGGGAGAGGGAGAGGGAGAGGGAGAGGGAGAGGGAGAGGGAGAGGGGGAAGGGUGUGUGUGUGUGUGUUAGAAUUAAGGGUGUGUGACACCUGAAAAUGUUUAAUUUAUUCCCAAAAGCACUUCAUCAUCACUGUUGAUUUAUUUGCUGGCUCCUCUGUGUAUAGGCAGUUAGUUGUUGCAUCUGUUCCUCUCUAUGGGGGUGAGGAGGGAAAUGUGUGUGGGAUGUGGGUGUUUCAACUAAAAGGAAUUCUGUCAGAGAACGUUUUUGUUCUGUUCCUUGAAGGCCAAUGCAGGUUACGUACUAAAAUAAUGUCAUUAACUACAACUUCACACAUCCAUAUUCUUAUGUCAAUCUUAUCUGUCUAUAGCUACAAACCAGAUUUGCAACCAAAGCUGUGUCCCAAAUGGCACGCUAUUACCUAAACAGUGCACUAUUUUUGACCAGAGCCCUAUGGGUCCUGGUCAAAAGUAGUGCACUUUAUAGGGAAUAGGGUGCUAUUUGGGAAACAACCCAAGUCUCAUUUUUGGCAGUCCUGCUGCAGGUCACAGUCACUUGAGAAUGUGCGUAUAAUGAUGUGGGUGAAAAUUAACACAGUGCCAUCAUGAUUUCUGUUCCACAGAUCAGUUUGGCAUCCAGGUCCAAUGCCAAGACUGUGCUGGACAUCGACAAUGCCAAGCUUGCUGUUGAGGACUUCAAGAUGAAGUAAGGGGAUACUAACUACUAUGAAUCAUGACACACUAUUUAUACACUGCUCAAAAAAAAAUUAAGGGAACACUUAAACAACACAAUGUAACUCCAAGUCAAUCACACUUCUGUGAAAUCAAACUGUCCACUUAGGAAGCAACACUGAUUGACAAAAAAUUUCACAUGCUGUUGUGCAAAUGGAAUAGACAACAGGUGGAAAUUAUAGGCAAUUAGCAAGACACCCCCAAUAAAGAAGUGGUUCUGCAGGUGGUGACCACAGACCACUUCUCAGUUCCUAUGCUUCCUGGCUGAUGUUUUGGUCACUUUUGAAUGCUGGCGGUGCUUUCACUCUAGUGGUAGCAUGAGACGGAGUCUACAACCCACACAUGUGGCUCAGGUAGUGCAGCUCAUCCAGGAUGGCACAUGAAUGCGAGCUGUGGCAAGAAGGUUUGCUGUGUCUGUCAGCGUAGUGUCCAGAGCAUGGAGGCGCUACCAGGAGACAGGCCAGUACAUCAGGAGACGUGGAGGAGGCCGUAGGAGGGCAACAACCCAGCAGCAGGACCGCUACCUCCGACUUUGUGCAAGGAGGAGCAGGAGGAGCACUGCCAGAGCCCUGCAAAAUGACCUCCAGCAUGCCACAAAUGUGCAUGUGUCUGCUCAAACGGUCAGAAACAGACUCAAUGAGGGUGGUAUGAGGGCCCGACGUCCACAGGUGGGGGUUGUGCUUACAGCCCAACACCAUACAGGACGUUUGGCAUUUGCCAGAGAACACCAAGAUUGGCAAAUUCGCCACUGGCGCCCUGUGCUCUUCACAGAUGAAAGCAGGUUCACACUGAGCACAUGUGACAGACGUGACAGAGUCUGGAGACGCCGUGGAGAACGUUCUGCUGCCUGCAACAUCCUCCAGCAUGACCGGUUUGGCGGUGGGUCAGUCAUGGUGUGGGGUGGCAUUUCUUUGGGGGGCCGCACAGCCCUCUAUGUGCUCGCCAGAGGUAGCCUGACUGCCAUUAGGUACCGAGAUGAGAUCCUCAGACCCCUUGUGAGACCAUAUGCUGGUGCGGUUGGCCCUGGGUUCCUCCUAAUGCAAGACAAUGCUAGACCUCAUGUGGCUGGAGUGUGUCAGCAGUUCCUGCAAGAGGAAGGCAUUGAUGCUAUGGACUGGCCCGCCCGUUCCCCAGACCUGAAUCCAAUUGAGCACAUCUGGGACAUCAUGUCUCGCUCCAUCCACCAACGCCACGUUGCACCACAGACUGUCCAGGAGUUGGCGGAUGCUUUAGUCCAGGUCUGGGAGGAGAUCCCUCAGGAGACCAUCUGCCACCUCAUCAGGAGCAUGCCCAGGCGUUGUAGGGAGGUCAUACAGGCACGUGGAGGCCACACACACUACUGAGCCUCAUUUUGACUUGUUUUAAGGACAUUACAUCAAAGUUGGAUCAGCCUGUAGUGUGGUUUUCCACUUUAAUUUUGAGGGUGACUCCAAAUCCAGACCUCCAUGGGUUGAUCAAUUUGAUUUCCAUUGAUAAUUUUUGUGUGAUUUUGUUGUCAGCACAUUCAACUAUGUAAAGAAAAAAGUAUUUAAUAAGAUUAUUUCAUUCAUUCAGAUCUAGGAUGUGUUGUUUAAGUGUUCCCUUAAUUUUUUUGAGCAGUGUAUAAAACAUUUGUCUUUCACUCAAGGCUCUAUACAACACACUCUGAGUAGAAGUUACCCUUUUAGACACAGAACUAGAAUCAGCCUACCCAAGCUAAAUCCUGUCCAUAACUAUUAGUGAGGAAAAGGCUAAACUGACCUUAGAUCAAUGACCGUGUCCAAAUGCCCAUACUGGCGUACUACAUAAUUAAACUGCAUACUCAUUUCGGUGUUUGAUCUAGUAGAAUUCACUUGUCUUUUCCGACUCACAUGUUUGACAACAGCUGAUAAUCAGAUUAAACGAGACACUGUACCAAAAUGAAUGAAUGGCGGGAGUCAAUGCAAUCUCGCAUUAGAUUACACAUUCGUAGUACUAUUUUCAAAUUUCACAUACUAUAAAACACACUAUUUAGUACGCUAAUAGGGGUAUUCGGACACGGCCAGUGUUUAGCCAUCCCUACUCGAUAGACAAAGCAAAAGAUUACAAUUCUGAAAACAAAUUGGUAGCCUGUGUGACCUUUGACCUUUGCCCUGCUCAGGUAUGAGAAUGAGCAGGCCAUGAGGAUGGCAGUGGAGGCAGACAUCAGUGGUCUGAGGAGGGUCCUGGAUGACAUGAGCCUGGGUCGCUCUGACCUGGAGAUGCAUUACGAGGGUCUGAAGGACGAGCUCAUCAUGCUCAAGAGGAACCACCAGGAGGUAACGGAUCGUUCCGGGCAACGGUUAUUCAUAGUACAACCACACUGUAUAGCACAGGGGAGCUGUUUUUCCACAGUACACCCAUUCAAAACCAAAAUGCCAUACCGUCAUAUCUUUCACUCAAGUUACGAUGUCCACCAACGCCCACACGUUGUCACCUCCCUCCUCGCAUCCACACCUAAAACAGAUAUGUACCAUGGCAUGUUUGUGCUAGUGAAUCUGAAUAGGAAUGGCAUGCAUAUGUUUACUUGUUAAUACUGACCUAAUAGUGCAAACAGUAGUAGAAAAAUGAAUUUAUUUUUUGCUUAGUAUUCAGUGAUGACAUACAAUAGGCCCUACAUGUAUUGCAUUCCACUUACAGCAGCAAAUAACUCACUUCAGUAGGCAUCCACAUGACAGUUGCUAGGUGGAAGGAUAUCAUUGGCCACUGAGGAGUACUUAGCCCUGUUUUGCAUGGGGUGUUAUUGAAGCAGUUAAUGUUUUGCACACAAAUAUGACAUCUACCUAACCUCUGCUGAUAUCACACCAGGAUUUCCUUUACACAGAUGGAUGGGUGUUUUUUUUUAUAACACGGUUCCUCUCCCCUCCUCACACUUCCUAGUAUUCUUAAUUUCUUCCAUUAACUCACUAUUACCCUUUGUGGGACUCUUACAUCCACAAACACACAAAUGACAGUUCAUGUAUGGUGCAUAAUGGGUAAUAUCUUGACCCGUAGGAGACUGGUCAAGACUUAGUCCCUCAGGUUAGAAGUCCUCUGGUUGAAACACAUGUAAUCACAAGUGUGGUGCUGCACUGUAAUAGCAAAUACUCAGACUUAUCUAAAACAUUGAGACCUGUUUACUCGCCGUCAAGCUACUGUUGGUUGUUACGGUUACUAACUGCGGUUACGUCCUCUGACCUUUGACCUAUAGGAGAUUGCCCUGGUGAAGACCCAGGUGGGCAGCCAGGUGAAUGUAUCGGUGGAUGCUGCCCCAUCCCAGGACCUGAACGCAGCCAUGACCGAGAUCAGGAAGCACUACGAGUCUGUGGCUGCCAAGAACUGCAAAGAACUGGAAGCCUGGUACCAGGGCAAGGUGAGCUGAGUGACCAAGAUACUACAUGUAGUCAUUUACCCCAAAGUGUUAUUCUCUAAUUCAGCUUUAGACAAUGUCAGCUGCCCCAAAAAAACAUGCAUUCAAAUGUAAAGUGUUACAUUUGAAGUGUUCAUUACAAAACAUGUUUAAAGCAUGAAGAAAGUAUAUUAUCUGUAUAGGAGGAAGUCAAUGAUCUAUUGAAGCAUGGAAAUCAAUUUAGAGACUGAAUAAGUAGGCUCUGAGGUAAACUGUGUUGACUAAUGCUGUUUUUCUACUUGUACAGCUGGCCACAGUGGAGAUUGAAGUCGUGACAAACAAUGAGCAGCUGGUGAGCUGCCUCACAGAGUUGAAGGAGUCCAAGAGCACCCUCCAGAGGCUUCAGAUUGAACUGCAGUCCCAUCUGAGCAUGGUACAAGAUCUCCCAGCAUCCGCACCAUACACAAAUCGGGUCUUUACACACACACACACUCUUACACUCUUAUUCUUCUUUUUUGUUAGAAGUUUUCAGAGAUGUAAGUGACCAGCAUGUGGCGUUACAGCACUAAUACUACAGGAAUAAAAACAUGCACACUAAACUGAACAUAAGCCAUAUUGGAAUUGGAAGUGAAAACCCAGGCAUGGAUGAUAGCAUGUAGGCCAGGUCUCUGCUUGUCAUUAUUCUGACACCCAUAAAUACCUUACUGACAUUUUCAACUUGGCAACAUGCCCACCUCAUGUCUGGACUUGACCCAACAUUUUUCUGGGGGUGUAGUCUAUUGGAGCACCAGAUUCACAACCUCUCACUCACUUUUGUACAACAGAGUUCUACAAUAAUAGAAUAUUAUCCAUGUGUGUAGUGCAUUGGAGAGGGCACACACUCUAUCCCCCUCCAACAGAAGCAAAACUGCAACAGUGUCACAUACUGUGAUAGUAUAUCAUUGGACAAGGUACCAGUAUACCCACAGGGUGAAGUUUCCCUAGGUACAGAUCUAAGAUCAACUUCCCCUCCCCAAUACUAAACUUAACCAUUAGUGGGGGAGGAAAUGCAAAACUGACCCAAGAUCAGCAUCUAGGGGCAACUUCACCCUACACCCACUAAUCCCCUCCACCCCUCCUUCCCCAAUAGAAAUCCUCCCUCGAGGGCACCCUGGCAGACACCCAGAAGCGCUACUCUGCUCAGCUGGCAGGGCUCCAGAGCAUGGUGACUAGCCUGGAGCUCCAGCUCUCCCAGCUCCACGCCAACAUCGCCCACAACAAGCAGGAGUAUGACAUGCUGCUGGACCUCAAGACCCGGCUGGAGCUCGCUGAGUACAGGAGGCUGCUGGAUGGAGAGGAAGAGAGUUCCUCCCAAGGUAAACCAUUGCAUACAGCUGGCAAUGUAGGCAUUUGUAGACUUUAUGCCAAAUGCAUGAUCAUGAGACUCAUGAGACUUGGUCUUGCUUGAUUUUAAGCUGAAAGCAAUAUACUGUAUCUUCAAAACUUGAAUGUUGACAAUUAUUCUGGACUGUAUCAAAAGUGGACUAAUGAAGAAUAGUGGACUAAUGUCAAUUUUUGUCUCCCCAGUGGUUACCAAGACGAUCACCGUGACCCAGACCAUUGUGGAUGGAAAGGUGAUGGAAACCACUGAGUCUGUUAAAUAA
Messenger RNA from Coregonus sp. 'balchen', 6105 nucleotides. The record is from the annotation of a GenBank genome assembly. NCBI's taxonomy places the organism in Eukaryota, Metazoa, Chordata, Actinopteri, Salmoniformes, Salmonidae.